Messenger RNA from Danio rerio (zebrafish), 1726 nucleotides. It is a transcript of the gene msantd1, whose product is annotated as Myb/SANT-like DNA-binding domain containing 1. NCBI's taxonomy places the organism in Eukaryota, Metazoa, Chordata, Actinopteri, Cypriniformes, Danionidae. The record is from RefSeq and is marked provisional.
AUUUUGAGGCCUCUUAACUAUAAGCAUGGGGGGAAGGGCAGCAGAGGCCUGUCUCUCGCACACACAAGCACAUGCUUGAGAAAGCAAAGUAAGGCCAGGAAAUCAGACUGCACUGAGAAAGAACCAAGCUUAAAUCAUAAACCCGAACGAAAGGUACACGGUCUGUAGAUAAAAUGGCCUCUGAGGACCUCUGCUUUAGUUACACUGUGCCGGGCUCCAACGAGAAGCACAGGAGGGCUCGUAACUGGACGGACUCCGAGAUGAAAGCUCUUGUGUACAUCUGGGAAGAGUAUGUGACAGAGCUAAAGAAAGCUAAGCGCAAUGCUAAGAUCUACGAGACCAUGGCUAAGCAACUUUACGAAUUAACUGGGGAACAGCGACACAGAGAGGAGAUCAAGAUGAAGAUUACCAACAUGACCUUCCAAUUCAGGAAGCUGAAGUACACAGCAAAUGGUGGGAGUUCUACACCUGAUUGGCCGUACUACAAAUCUAUUGAAAGGAUUUUGUCAAAGGUGCCAGAUCAUGGCCAUAUGAGCCCACCAAACCUCUCAUCGUCUGGCCCCUCGACCUCUCAGCACGACCCUGCUGUGCCCCAGUCUGCUCCACCAAGCGGGUUUUUGCCAGAGUACACUGGAUCCUCAGAGGAGAGAGAUAUGAAUGAUGAGGAUGACGGCCUGACAGACAACUCUGCAAGUUCUUUUGAGACCAGGUCACAGCCACAUAAGCGGAGAAGGCUUUCGCAUGUGUCACUACGGCGAAAGAAGCUGCGUGUCCUGGAUGCAAUGCUGAAGGAACAACGCAGGAUUAGCCAUGCUGUCGAAGAGGCAUGUCAUGAAGUUCGCCGCGUUAUGCAUCAGCAGAACUUCCUGCAAGUGCAGAGCCUCCAGCUUCAGGAGCGAAUGAUGAACCUCUUGGAAAAAAUGAUUCCAGCACAAUCUGCUCCUUCUUGGCCAAACCCAGCUUCUGCUAAGGGUUUAGGAACACCCACGCCUGAGUGACAAGAACUCAAAGAUAAGGACCUUUGCAGAGGAAGUGUUGCCAUGUUAUCCAAGCAUAAAAGCUGUAACCAACUAGUUAGCGGUAUAUUACUGACAUAUUUAAGCGCUGUUAAGUCUUCUAUGAUGAAUUUCCAAAAUAUGUGGCAGAUGUAACCCACACAAGCACAUUUUUGAACAAAUGAGUAGUUAUCCACAUUGAUUUAAUCUGACUUGAAAUAUAUUUCUUUGUGCAUUAGAAUUUAAAAAAAGAUCGUAAUGUGACACUAAAAGUGUGUCUAAAUCAAUGUGUUAGUCUCAGAUCCAGGUGAACUUCAACAGAAAUUGCACAUCAUUCAUGGUUGAGAGACAUCUGACAGAUUUCAGAUCUCUUUUAAGACAUUCUGUGAGAGGAUGCAGUGUUGAAGUAAACAGCAGAAGGACUGAGGUCAGGUCAGCUAAGGCUGACAGAUAAUGCCGAAUGGUUGGUGAUAAUGGAAACUGGAUUAAGUUGACAAGGAUUCAAAAUGGAAGAGGACAAUGUUUGUUUAGUUAAUGCCAUUAGUUCAAUGUUUACGGUACACUGUUAAAGCAUAUAGCACAAUUUAACAUGUUACGGAAUGCGAUUGUUUUGGUUGAUGUUUAUAGGAUUAUGGGUCAACAACAUGACAGUCAUGUUUAGCUUAGAUCUGUUAGAAUAUACCCAAAUAUAGAAAAUAAAUCAACACUUAGUUUGUGUUAUAUUUAUGUUA